GUCAUGUAAACACCGGUUGGCGUGGCUUGUUCGAGCGUCCUUCGCGUCCCUCACGACCGCUGAUUGACAUUUCGUGGUAUUUCUUGGGAUUUCGACUUUGUAGUGUAUUUGGGUUAGGAGUCCCGCGUCCUCGAAGGUUGAAGCUGUAAUACCAGUUGCAGCAAAAUAGUUUUGUAUCUUUGGUAUAGAACACUCUUGGUAUACCUCUGGUAUAGGGCUAGAAGGAAAGGGAUCUGAAUGAAUAAUCCUGUAGCCAACUCUUCUAACGAGGUCGACUGCGCCUGAGGAACUAGGGUAGGUGGCCGUAGUGAGAGACAUAACUUAUCCUCACGAAAGACCAGGCAUCUUGUGUGAUCACCAACCUCUUGUCUCAGAAGACCAUCAACAUGGCUCCCGUUGCCAAAUCAAAGAAAGCUCCAAGGACAUCGACUGGUCCUAAGAAGCGUGGGCGACCUAAGGGAUCCAAAAAUAAGGUUGCAGCUAAAGGCCCUUCAAAGGUUGCCAAGGGUACUACAAAAGCAGUCAAAGGCAACUCUAAUCCAGUUAAAUUUGCCGAACUCGUUCAAGCUGCGUUUGAAGCUCUCGAUAACCGCAAAGGAACUUCCCUUCAGGCAGUCAAGAAGUACUUGAAGGAAAAUAAUAACAUCGACGCCCGGAAGAAAUCGGUUUACAUUAACAAGGUAAUCAAGAAUAUGACUGACAACGGGGUUAUUCUACACGUAAUUGGCAAAGGCGCCAGAGGAAGCUUCAAGUUGGCCAACAGUCAGAAGUUCAAGCAUGGAAAUUCAAGCUCUCUGAAGUUCUCCAAACAUGUGCAGGCAGCCCUGGAGGCUAUGGAUAACCGAAAGGGAUGUUCUCUCCAGGACAUUAAGAAGUACCUGAAGGAGAACAAAGGUGUCGAUCCAAAGAAGAAGGCUGUUCACAUCAAUAAUGCCAUCAGAGCCCUGACUGAAGAGGGGAAAUUCCGCCAAGUUGUCGGAACAGGGGCUAAAGGACGUUUCAGGUUGCAGAAGGAAGAUGUGAUUGCACCCAGCUUCUCGGACCUUGUUUUUGAAGCUUUCAAGGCCCUAGAUAAUCGCAAGGGAUCUACUCUGCAAGCUGUGAGGAAGUACCUGAAGGAAAACAAUGGGAUUGAUCCCCAAAAGAAAGCUGUCUAUAUCAACAAAACCAUACGAAGAUUCUUAGAAGAUGGAACACUCCAACACUUGAUCGGUUCUGGAGUCAAGGGAACAUUCAAAUUGUGUAAGUCUCAACCACCACCGAGGAUCAGUCACAAGAAAACAAAGAAAGCAAGUAAGGAGGAGGAAGCUCCCAAAGAAGAGGAAGUAAUUGAAGAUGAAGCAGAUGCCAGUGAAGAAAAGUAGUCUGUUCUUCAUUUGUAUUUGACAGAUUGGAUCGGCUUUUAGACUUAGCAAAGGUUUUGGAGAAAUUUUUACAAAUCAAUAAAUUUUUUACGUUUUCUGUUUGUUUGCUUCAGUGAGUCUUAACCUAUGUUAAACAUGCCUGUAUAUAACUUCAGACCUAUUAUGUUACAUAGGAAUGCUGAAAGGGGAAACAGUAGACUACUUUGAUUUUAGGAGGUCUUUAUAGCAUAAAUCUUGUGCAUAUAUAUAUUUAGUCCCAAGUCAUAUGCAGAUAAUGUCGUAAGUCACAUAUCCCAAGUAUUCAUAGCCUUUUAAUAUGUACGUCUAUAUUUUGUAAGUAGAAGAAUAAAUAGUACAAUUUUUAAAGCAUGAUAUAAAUGGUAAGAUAAGAUAUUUGUUAGUGAUAAUUUUAUAUUAUACUAAUGAUAACAACCAUAACAACAAUGAGGUUAAUAAUAAUGACUGAUCUUUGUAUAAUGUUUUAUAGGAGACUCGUACACUGAGCAGCUGUGAAGGCUAAUGCAAAUUAAUUUUAUCUUGUAAUCCAUCAGUGGACACGGUUGCUUAGCUCACACUAUUAGUUAAUAGAUUAUUUCUUUGAGUUUAUAUAUAUUAUAUACAUAUAUAGAGACAUGUAUAUAUUCACAUUUAUAUGUGUAUAUAUGUACCUGAACACAACCACAUAUAUAUAUAUAUAUGUACACAUGCACUGUAUGUAUACUUAAACAUGCAUACACAUCUACACAACAUGCUGUUUAUGUUGUCAUUAUAUAUGUUACACAUGCACAUAUAUACUUACAUUAUAUAUAUUCAUAUAUUUAUAUAUACACAUAGCCUUAUUGAUACACAUAAAGUGAAUUGUGAGCUAAGAAUCGUUCAAAUAUUAGUGUUGUAAUUUUUGUAGCCUAUAUAUUGACCUAUAUUACUACUGCUAAUGUUUUUUAUUAGUAUCAUUAUUUAUCAUUUCAUUAUUAUUUGGGGAAUUUUCAUCUGUUCUGCAUCCUAUAUUAUAAAUACUUUACUAAUUUUAUUUAUUAGCAGUAGUACUAUUUUCAUAAAUUUUGGUAUCAUUGUUGUUUCCCAUAUUAGGAUUAAUUUGUAAGUGUAAUAAUGCUAAGGUUGAUGUUAGUAUUAUGAUCCUAUUAUAUCCCCUUUUCAUAAAUAUUCAUAUGCAAUAUCCUUUAUAAGAUUAUGUGCAGUAUAAAUAACACGAAAUACCCUUGUAUUUUUGUUAUGUUAGAUAAAUGAGUAACAAUUUGUA
This is a messenger RNA of Penaeus chinensis, 2625 nucleotides long. RefSeq names its product histone H1-like. Gene Ontology annotation, cellular component: nucleus; nucleosome. Gene Ontology annotation, biological process: chromosome condensation; negative regulation of DNA recombination; nucleosome assembly. The coding region runs from base 387 to 1364 and encodes 325 amino acids. Gene Ontology annotation, molecular function: structural constituent of chromatin; nucleosomal DNA binding; double-stranded DNA binding. The transcript has 3 exons. Lineage: Eukaryota; Metazoa; Arthropoda; Malacostraca; Decapoda; Penaeidae. The record is from RefSeq and is a predicted model, not a curated record.